AUCACUGACAACAGAGACAACUUUCAGAUUUCAAGAUUUUCUAAAUAUCCUUAAACACCAAGAAAAUUUCAUUUAUUUAUGAAUUUGUAAUGUUGCAAGAAAUACUAUUGUGAGUGAAACAAUUAUAUUUAAGGAUGUUAUCUUAUGCGCCUUGGCUCAAGCACAAAUAGCAUAAAUAUUGAAUUUUUUGAGUACGAGGGUUGAUAUUUGUCUAUUAAAUUAUGGCUCCACUUCCGUUAGAAGGUUUACAGACACCUGUUGCGAACAGCAUGACUCAAGGAGGUCUGAAUGGACCUCAGGAAGGUAAUCGUGGGGGCAUGAUAUCCUUGGCAAUGCUUAUAGAUUUCAUUGUACAGCGGACCUACAAUGAACUGACAAUUUUGGCGGAGCUAUUGCCAAGAAAAACAGAUAUGGAAAGAAAAAUUGAAAUUUACAACUUUUCUACAAGAACUAGACAAUUAUUUGUAAGAUUAUUAGCACUGGUAAAGUGGGCCAGCAGUGCUUCAAAAGUUGAGAAAUCCGCUCAUAUAAUGGCCUUUCUGGAAAAACAAUCAUCCCUGUUUGUGGAGACUGCAGAUAUGCUAGCUCGAAUGGCAAGAGAAACUUUAGUACAGGCACGUUUGCCCAACUUUCAUAUCCCAGCAGCUGUUGAAGUCCUCACUACAGGAACAUAUGGAAGGCUUCCUGCAUGCAUAAGGGAAAAAAUUGUUCCUCCUGAUCCAAUUUCUACUGUAGAAAAGCGUACCACUCUCCAGAGGCUCAAUCAAGUUAUCCAGCAUAGACUUGUAACAGGGAAUUUACUGCCGCAAAUGAAAAAUUUGAAGAUUGAAAAUGGUCGUGUGACAUUUCAUGUUCAGAACGAAUUUGAAGUUUCACUCACUGUAAUGGGUGAUAGUCCCAAUAUUCCAUGGAGGUUGUUAGAGAUUGACAUUUUGGUAGCUGAUAAAGAAACAGGUGAUGGAAAAGCGCUUGUACACUCUCUCCAAGUGCAAUACAUUCAUCAGUUGAUCCAGGCUCGAUUGGCUGACAAUACACAGCCUUUAACAGAAGUAUAUAAUUGUUUACACUUUUUCUGUCAAUCCUUACAAUUAGAAGUUUUAUAUUCACAAACACUUCGUCUAAUGCGAGAUAGAUUAGACGAUAAUAUACAUGUUGAUGAAUAUGGUCCAGGGCGAUGUUUAACUGUAUCUUAUUGGCGGGAACUAACAACGAGAGGUAAAGAACAGGUGAAUAAAGAUUUGAGGUCUGAGUUGGGAUAUCGAUUAUCUGUUCAAGUGGAUAGUCAUGAUCCAGCUCGUCCAUUGACUGUAGUUCAUGUGCCCUCACUUGGAAACAAGGAAUGUGAAAUAACUGACAGGGCAAUCCGGACAGAAAUUUUAUCUAUGGAAAGGUUACUUGUACAUACAAUUUAUGUAAGAACCAAGAGCCGUUUGAAUGAUAUAAAGCUAGAACUUCAAGGGAUGCUCAAAGACGUUGAGUGUUGUUUACAAGGAUCUCCGGCAAUUCUUUCUGUUGCUAUUCUUCAGCCUUGCCUUAGAGCAGAGCAAUUGUUAAUUACCGUCGAUACUCAUACAGGAAUUUUACAAUGCCAUGUACCACAAUAUGAUGCCCCUAUUAUCAAUGACUUAAACAAUGCACUAAAUGGGGACCAUUCAAAACUGCCACUUCUCAUAUCUGAACUGAGAUACUGGAUCACUCAGAGGCGUUGUGAAAAAACACUUCAACAUUUACCAGCUACUGCUCAUGAAAAACUGCCACUCCUACACCAACCUGACCAUCCAAUAACGAAAAUAAGCAGACAUAGGAUGUACAUACAGUUUCAUAAACAUACAAACGUCGUGUUGAUUGUGGAGCUUAAAGAAAGGGAAAAUAGUCCUUGCGAGAUGGACUUCUCCUUCUAUAUGAUCCUCGUAAAACAUUCAAGUGUUGAUGACAAUCCCAAUGAUGAAAGUAUUGAAUCAGAAGUUCCUAAAAUGUAUUUGAAAGUACAAACAUUAAUUGAAUUCGACACGUUCGUUGUAACACAUGGACCUUUCACGAACGUGGACGAUACAGAUCAACCAGAACCUGGUACGUUGAAGAGGAAAAUUGGUAACAAUAAAUCAGAGCCGUCUGCGAGGAGAGCCAAACAACCGGCCUAUUUCAUUGCUGAAUUGGCCCAUGUGGUCGCCAUGUGCGAUGAAAGACUACCUUUUGUGGCUUUAGCUAGUGAAUUAACCAAAAAAAAUAUCUUCCAUCAAGGAGUUCAAGUGGAAGCGAAUGCUACGGGAUUGGUGUUGAAACUUAUACAAUUACCACCACCAACAUCUGAAAUUGGACAAUCUCAAGCGUGGCGAGCGUUGUUGAAACAUCUUUUGUCCGUCUCCAUCAGAGUGCUCAGUAAGGGUGUCAUAAAGAGUUGGGUGGUCGAAUUCGUGUUUCAUCUUACACCACUAGUUAGUACACACCCUAAAGAACAAGGUUCCAGGAGACCGGUAUAUUUCCAAUACGAAAUGUCUUCCACCAAUGCAUCCGCAAGUGUUGAGUCCUUACUGAACGAUUGGGCGCAAAUUGUACAUUUGUACACAUUAGUUUAUGAUCUCAGCGAAUAUUUGAAAGUGGAUAAAUACAGCUUCUUCAAUAAUUUAUUCAGUGUAAAAUCGUACAAUUACAAUAAACUAGUGUUAUGUUACGGACCAGAUAAGGGAGCAAUGGUUUCGAUAAAUUGGAACAAUAAUCAUAAGUUGUUCAAACUGGCGUUCGGUGCCAUGAACAACGCGCUUAACGCCCAUUCGCUCAUCAAAGAACACUUGGAGGCCUAUUUAAACGAACAACGAAAUUUGGCGCAGGUUGUUCAGCUUCUUCACGAAACAUACGAGCCUCUGAUAUCCAUCAGCAAACUGCCAUCACUGCCACAAUUGGGCAUUCACAAUAAUAGACCUCAAGUGCCCGUCCAAACUUUCAAUAUUAUUCCCCAAUCAUGUACACUCAUAAGAAUAUCAUAUCAGGGAAUGUACUGCUUGGAGUUGAGAAUUAGGGGUUCCGGUUUAAUUUCAUUAAGAGAUGGCGCUUACAGCCGUUUCGAUAGGUCCAAUGUGGUGGACGUAUUUUCACCGACGCCUGGUCUCAAAGCGUUCCUAUCUAAAUAUGUUGACGAGAGCGCGGUGUUUCGCAGGAGAUCUCAGUCCGAAGAUGAUAACCCGCCAUCGCCCAUAUCAAUGGAGGUAGAAGGCGGUGGUUUCCUUGGAGGUCAUCAUCGAGGUCCACAAUCUCCGGCGGGAACAAGGGAGCCAGGGCUUCGUUUCCACCCACCACUCACUCCACCGUCAGGUUCCAACCCGCACACCCCAGCAAGUCCGCUGACCAGUAUGAACCAGCCGAAUACACACACCAGUUUUGGCAAUAGUCCAGCGACCUCCUUCAGUUUGGCGUCCCCAACUAAUAUAAACCCAAGUCCGAUGCCUCACCCUAGUCCGGGCUCUGGAUUUGUUGCCAAUUCUCCCCAGCUGGCUAGUCCUGGCGGACUCCUGUCUAAUUCUUCACCGGGACCAGUUUCGACGAAUUUGCCAGGACAUUCUCCGGUCAGCAGCUUCAUGCAAACAGGUCAUACAGAUGGAAGUCCCUUCCCUGCUGCCCAGAGCAUGACUUCUCCUGCAGCUUCUACAUGGCCGGGAUCGCCCAGUAUGCCACGUCCCUCGCCGGCUAGGCCUGGGCAGUCCCCAGUGGGUCAUCCUGUGAUGCAUAGUCCACAGUCCGAGCUCAGGACCGGCAGUCACUUGUCGAGAGUCCUGCCUCAGCGGUCCUGGGCAGGGGCCGUGCCUACACUGUUAACUCAUGAAGCUUUGGAGAAUUUAUGCUGUCCAACGACUCAUCCUCAGGGGUAUCCAGGACCAGAACUGUCGCCGCUAGAGAGAUUUCUGGGUUGUGUAUAUAUGAGAAGGCAGUUACAAAGGUCCAUUCAGAACGAAAACUAUCUUCACCUUAUACCAUCCACAGAAGUUGGAGUCAUCCAUUUCAGGGUAUCCGAGACCUUCCAAUGUAGGAUUGGCUUGAAUCCUCAGCAUCUACAGAGCUUGCAUAUCAAAAUAACACCUCUACCGGAACAUAAGGAUAUAUGGACGGCUGAAGAGAUUCAGACGUUGGAGAAAUUCUUUGACGCGCACGCCGCAGUCCCUCCCUAUAAACCGAAUUCGGUAUUCACUUUCUGUUUGAUGUUAAAUGUUCCAGUCAAUGUACUUAAGGACUUCAUUCAGAUCAUGAAAUUGGAGUUUAUGCCGAUUCCUCUGCAAGGAAUCAAGUGGUCCGUACAAUGGAUACUUAGAAUACCUCCAUCUGCUACUCCGCUAGUUCCUACUGGUCAUUCUAGUGUUAUAGUUUAUAAAAAUAAACUUCUAUUUUUCUUGCAAAUCACUAGGAUAGGAAUACAGUAUCCGAACAACAUGGAACCGCCAUCCCUGGUUCUCCCUUUCAUUUAUGAUAUCAACUCCAAUAUUACGCAAUUAGCGGACAAAAACGCCGCUAAUGUUCCUGGUGUCGUGGUGGCCAGCCAACUUUUGAAACAAUUCAUGCAAUUCCAAACCAACAUGACUGAAUGUUCGAUUUUCCCAGCAGUAAGGGAAUUGCUGUUCAAUUUAGUUUUACCCACAGAUCCCCAACAGCCUAAUACAGUGGUACCACAACAGAUGCAAUCGCCAGCAAUGCAGAUGGGACAAGUUGGCCAACCUGGUUAUCCUGUCAAUAUGCCUAUGGGAAUGAUGGGUUAGAUUAGUCUCAUUGUAUAGAUUAUAAUUUGGCAGACAAAAAUAAUUUUAGAUUAUAUACGUAUAAAUUGUAAUAUUUAAAGAAAUACAUUUAUUUCUCAAAGUU
Coccinella septempunctata (seven-spotted ladybird) is the source of this 4845-nucleotide messenger RNA. It is a transcript of the gene MED14, whose product is annotated as mediator of RNA polymerase II transcription subunit 14. Gene Ontology annotation, molecular function: transcription coregulator activity. Gene Ontology annotation, cellular component: core mediator complex; mediator complex. NCBI's taxonomy places the organism in Eukaryota, Metazoa, Arthropoda, Insecta, Coleoptera, Coccinellidae. The transcript is spliced from 17 exons. Bases 222 to 4742 code for a protein of 1506 amino acids. The record is from RefSeq and is a predicted model, not a curated record. Gene Ontology annotation, biological process: regulation of transcription by RNA polymerase II.